AUGAGUUUUUUAUCUGGACUUUAUUCGAAAGUUGUGGGAGCAAACUCGAAGAAAACUGUGCAGACAUGUUAUAACAGCGCGUCUGGAACUGGGUUUACAGAAGAUUUCGACAGCGAGGAUGGGUUUGUGUUAUACACUGCAGAACAGAAAAAACGUUGCAAGGUAUGGACUACCUAUUUUAACCGUGUUUCGUAAGGACAAGUAAUGCCAAGUUGCUGGAAUAGUUCAUCGUGACAAACCAUAAAUCUUGUAGUUAUUGUUUUGUAUGGUACCGUUGUACGUGGUAACAUGAAUUUGACUUAAUACAUCGAGGUUUAUAUGUUUAGACAUUUUUAUAACUUAAGUAAGAUAAAAGUUUUCCAGUUCUUAAAAUUAGUUAAUGCAUUUUCAUCUUAUCAAAAGAAUCGUAUCUUUUAUUAAGCGACUUCUCGUAGCCUUCCUUAUUUGUGACGUCACACUUACAACGUUGCAAGCAAUCCCCAUACGCCACUUGCACAUCUCCCAUAAUGCACCUUAUUUACCUCCUAAAAUUUUGCACAACCUUUGUUUUUCAUUUCUCCUGGGUAUUUACAGCCAUUUCAAGAGAAAUUGAAAACAAUGCUUAUACAAAAUUUUGGAGGGUAAAUAAGAAUCACUGUGAGAGAUGUGUAAGUGGCAUAUUGAAUGAGGAGUUUAUAGAGUGACCAAAUGGAAUGCUUGCUUUAACCUGUGUAGCAAGGCACAGAAUAAGUGCAAGGUAACCUGGGACCAGGCUCCGCAUUGGGGGGAAAGGGCAAAAAAAAUUGGCGAGCGAAGCAAACCAAGGGGUAAUCUGUGGAGGGGAAAGGGUGGCGGAGCCUGGAGACAUGCCUUUGAUGCCACCAAUCUGUCCUCCAGUAAUUAACUUGUCAUUGACAUGUCAAUACGUCAUGUUCUCAUCAUGGAUGCCAGCGUGAGCUUAUUAUGUCGGUUUUGUAAAAAAUAUUUGAAUUCGAGAUGAGGUAAGCUUCGGCGAAGAGAAAUAAGGAUGUUUCAGAGGAAAAUGCGCUGCGUGUGACUGGUGAAGAACACAGAGAACAUCGGAGUAGAUUCUCAAGAAGAUUCCUCAAGUUAGCAGUGCACGUCAUAGUCCUUUUUUACCCUACAAGAAUGUUAGUUUCCAGAAGUAAAUUAAAAUCAUCAUCAUCAUCAUCAUCAGUCUUUAUACACGAAAUCAUUUCACUUUUACAUGGUCUUUCUAGGAAUUGUGUGUAAAAUUAAACUAAAAUACUCUAAGGAAUUACUUGACUAUAAAGUUAAAAGUACAAAAACUUAUAUUAUAAUAAGAGUUACCAUGAGUCAUGGUGAAAUGAAGUUUUAAAAACAGGUUUCUGCUAGGCAGGUUUCUAAUCUCUGAGGGAAUCUUGUUCAACAGAAUGGAUUCUCUGUAGUGUAGGCUCCCUUUUGUAGACUCAAUUUUGGGUCUGGGGACAUAACAAUUCAACUCAGAAUUUCUAAGAUUGUGUGAGUGUACAUUUGAGGUGUUGGUAAAGAUCCAUCUCAGAUAUGAUGGGGAAAGAUCAUUAUGGGUUUUAUACACUAUCACAGCCAACUGUUUAAGUCUUACAUUUUCUAACCUUUCCCAGCCAAGCUCAUCCAACAAAACCCUUGAGCGAGCCUCAUAGUUAGAAAAGGUGAGAAUUCUAGCAGCCCUAUUCUGCAUCUUUGGAAAAUUGGGUGGAGAGAGGCAAAUAGUUUGCAACAGUUCUCUUCCAUCUCUGCAUACCUUACACAAUCCUCCAAAAUUGAAUGGAAAUCCCUCACUAGAGACAUGAACUAUUGCAGUUUCAAAAGGGGUUGAUUUUGCUGCACAUUUGUACCCUGUUAAAUGUCUGCUGUUAAACAGAUGGUAUUUUAGCUUGUUAUACAGCACAAUAAUACAAACUUUAAAUCAAAUCAUAUCAUGGCUGAAAUUACUGCUUAACACAUCAUUACUAUAUACCGGUAAUAUUGGUAUAGGAUUUUGUUAAUAACUCCAACUUCAGAAUUAAUUACAUGUCAUCCUAGCUGAUAUUGGGAAUGAUAAGUUCAUUGAAACUAACUUUUUGUGUCUUUGGCAGCAGACUGAGUCAGUUCCAGGAAUCACAAACUACAGAUCGUAUGAAAAUUUACAACAGAGCUGCCCCUACCCUCCUACAGGUAAAUAAAAAAUUUUGCUGAAAUAUUAAAAGUAGUGGAGUUGAAACUCAGGUAAGCGAACACCCCUUGGACCAGAAAACUGUGUUAAUGCUUAGAGGAUCUGUUUUUGUAGCUCUUUAAGCCCCAAAAUCCAUAAUUUAUACAGAUUCUCCAGACUAAUUUCCUUACAUUUCCUUAAGGAAUACGCUCAUCUCACGUAUGGUAAUAUGCCUGUCUAACCUCGUUUUUGAGUAAAAAGUCCUUUGAAAUGCUAAUCAGACGACGUUUUCGUAUUUGAAUUUCAAAAGAAUUUUUACCCGUAAACGAGGUUAGACGGUCAUAUUACCAUAAGUGAGAAGAGCGUAUUAGUUGAGAGAAUUUGAUAAAAGGUCAAGGAAUUUUCCCUUUGUUGAUCACUUUAUUAACUCUUGUGACCUUUCCUCUUUAUUAUUUUAUUAUUGAUGUUGUUCACAGAAAAUUGAUGUUGGUCAACCCUGGGACUUCAAGGGUUGAGUGAAGUUUAAAAUGUAGUUUUUGUUUGUCUCUGGGACCUAGACUUGAACUCUAGACAUUCUCUGUCUCUAUUUUAUGGACAUCAUGCUCUGGAAAAACAUGGUGUUUUGAAUUUUCUCAAAAACGAAGCAGAAAUCAGUAAAAAUAUAUGAAACAACGUUUAUCACGUCAACACAAAUCAGUCUGCCAAAAAUUAGCUUGAUCCUGCAAAAAAUGAAAAUCGAUCUAGUAAACGGUCACAAGCACCCAUUUUCUGGGAAACCCUUUGAUUUUUGCAUCAUUGGGGAUUAAACACACACUAAAAAUAAUGUUCAAAUAAAAAUACCGGUGAAUGAACACUGUUUAAACAUCAAUGAUCUCUUUUUCAUUAUUUAAUUAGGAUCACCCUCGUACACAAUAACAGCAGCACAAAAGCAAGUGCCUCAAAGAAGAGAAACAACUUUUCUUACUGUAUCAGAUGUUCCUUUUCAACUGUCGAAACAACUUCAGAGGGUGCUACAACUAAAUCAAGGGAGCUUGGAACUCUCAGGGAGAUCUCCACCGAAUAUUGAACAAUAUCAGUAUAACUUUACUUUAGAAAGAGAUGUUCUAAGCUCAAAUGAAAUGGCUUCAGUUGGCUGACAUAUAGAGUUUGGAGUGUCAUGCUUGCUACAGUCAACUCUUGCCUUGGGGACACCUUGCUAAUAAUGGACACCCCACUAAUAUGCUCUGAAGCCAAAUUAUAGUGUUGUUUUCUUAAAACAAUAUUGCGCUAAAUUAUACUUUUUACUUUCCAAUUACUUGCUCUUCAUCUGUAAGAUGAUUCUAAGCAACUAGUCAAAACAGGUCACCCAGGAGGCGUGGUGUGUCAUGUUCCCCACUCCACUGCUAUGGGGCUGAUUAUUUGUAGUCACUAUUGACUUUUGAGGGGGUUGGUUGGUUAUUUCAGCUAAAAAAAAAACUGGCAUACAGACUUGAAGCAAAAACGGAAUUCUUGUGUGAAGUUAUUAAAACUAUAUCUAUACCAAAAGAUUGAAAAAAAAUUGAUCUCAUCAUAAGCCCGUAGAAACUUCUUCAAAAAUGUAGUUGCCCUCCCACUGAAAUAUUUUAUAAGUUUUUUAUCGUUCAUCUCUUGGGAACAAAUGGUUCACGUCUGAAAUAGGUGAGGGAAACUCGCAUAUUUUGGUCUAAAGUAGGGUAGGAGUUUCGGGAAAAUCCUUAUGGCCGUGCCCACAAUUGCUAUGCACCAGGCUUGGAUGGCCUGUGGUGUAACAAAAGAAUAUUGUACUUUGUGUCCCAUUGUGGCUUCUUGUUACAAGAGCCACACUUAAGUGCAGUGGAUAAGUGUAUACAUGAUAAUUUUGAUGAUGGUUAAGGUCUGUCGUAAUUCGUAGGCUUUGUUUUAUCAGACUUUGAAUGACAAAACAGUCUUGUUGCAUUGUAACUGUUUUAUUGUACAUAGUAGGUUACUUUUAUUUGUAUACAAUAUUACUAGGUAAAUAAAUUGAGUUGCACAAUCCAGUGAUGGGAUGAAAUUUUGAGUGAAUAAACUGAAUUUGUGAUGUUUGGUGUUAUUCAAAAGUCAUCCGAG
Messenger RNA from Porites lobata, 4219 nucleotides. NCBI's taxonomy places the organism in Eukaryota, Metazoa, Cnidaria, Anthozoa, Scleractinia, Poritidae. The record is from the annotation of a GenBank genome assembly.